This is a messenger RNA of Geodia barretti, 4330 nucleotides long. NCBI's taxonomy places the organism in Eukaryota, Metazoa, Porifera, Demospongiae, Tetractinellida, Geodiidae. The record is from the annotation of a GenBank genome assembly.
UUCACCUUCAACACAAUUAGGUUGGGUUAAAAGUAAGUCUUUGGAUGACCGAUUGGAUGAAAGUGAUGCUGGAGAAGUAGUUUCUGAACUAUUAACAGUAAAACCCAAAUGUAAUACCUUAGGUCUCCUUUUGAAACUUGACAGUGUAGAGAUGGAGGCUAUUAGUAUGGAGUGCGCCGAUCCACAAGACCAACUUUUUCGUAUUAUUGAUCUAUUUUUGAUGAAUAAGGAUUUCACACCAACAAGGAGAACAAUAUUAGAGGCUCUCAGGAAUCCACUUAUGGAUAAUGCUGCUUUAGCUGAUCGUAUUGAAAAGAACUUCACUGAUUCAGUUGAUGUUCCUGCUAUAAACAAGAGCACAUCCUGGCUGAUGACUCGAGGUUUGGAUGCAGAAUUUGAACUAACUGAUGCUAUAGUAAUACUUCAGGAGAUAAUUGAAGUAAAAGCAAAAUAUUUGAUCUUUGGCCGCCUUUUAAACGUACACGAUGGUGCAGUUUAUCAUCAACACCGUGACCCUCAAGACUGCCUACUGCAAAUUAUUGUAGAAUUUCUUAGAAACAUAGAUCCUUGUCCAACGUGGAGGGUCAUUAUUAAUUCUUUGAGACAUCCACUUCUCAACUAUAGUGACUUGGCCCAAAAGAUCGAGAGAAAAUAUGCUGUCCCACAAGAAGAAAAAGAGUUACCAUUAGAUGAGGUUGAAGCUCUUAGUGAAGGACUGAUGCGAACACAGAAACAGUUCUCAGGAGCAUUGGAUACUACAUUUGAACCAAAAGAUUCCUUGUUAAUACUUCAUGAAAUAAUCGAAGUAAAAGCCAGAUCUGAAAUCUUUGGUCGUCUUUUGCAACUAGGCCGACUCAGAGUCAAUAUAAUUCAUAGAGACUUUAGCGACCCACAAGAUCGGCUCCUGCAAGUAAUUGAUGAAUUUAUAAAAAAUACGCCUCAACCAACAUGGAGGGUUAUUAUGAAUGCUCUAAGGCAUCCACUUCUCAACCAUGACGAAUUAGCCCGGGAGAUUGAAAGGAAAUAUGCUGGAGAAGAGAUAUCUGCUCUUGACGAAAGGUCACAAAAGUCCGGCUCUUCCGGAAAAACACCGAGUAGUUUGGAUUCCAUAAUGGAUCCAGAUGACGCAACGGAAAUACUUCAGGAGAUAGUUGAAGUAAAGGAUAAAUCCGAAACCUUCGGUCACCUUCUGAGAGUACCUCGUGUCUUGCUUUAUUCCUUUCGACAAGAAUACAAUGACCCUCAAGACCACCUUUUACAUGUUAUUGAUGAGUUUUUGAAAGGUGUAAACCCUAGACCAACCUGGAGGGUCAUAAUAGAUGCUCUCAGACAUCCUCUCCUGAAGUAUUAUGAAUUGGCACAAGAAAUUGAAAACAAGCACUCAGAUCAUAUGGUCGAGAAACCAGCAUCACCUAAGGCUCUAAAAGUACCUGACUUUACCUUGACACCUUAUGUUUUACCUGAGACUACAGAAACAGAGUCAGAAGCAAACACCACUGCUGGUGAUGAUUCAAAGCGAUCCUGUCAACUAGGCUCUGACACUGAUUUGCAUCAAGAGAUAAAGGGAUUUCGUCUAAGAUUCACAUCUAUUAAAGAGUCAACAAUUCAGUGUCUUGAAAAGUGUGGCUUUGCUAUAGUCGCACUAGUGUCUUUAGUACUAUCAGUGUGUACAGUGGAGCAAAAGAAAAAGCUGGAAGAGAAUCGAAAAAGUCUUAACAAAUCUGAAGACCACACAAAACUCUUUAAGCAGCUCGAUUAUUACUGGGACUACCUCUCCUGUGAUCUACUGGCACUAGUUAUCAGGAAACUUUCUCACCAUAAUUCCUCCUUUGUAUCGAUUGAUGAUAAUAUAACUGUGUAUAAAAAGGAUCUGCUGGAGUUUAGACGGAACACAACACUAGUUUUCUUCUGUCAAGCAGUGCGGGUUGAAGACCAUGAUAUUCCGCAAGAAUUGUGGAAAAAAGUAGUUGAGUACUCGUGGCAUAAGCCUGUGACACUGGAAGAUGUGGAAAUGUUUCGAAAGUGCAACACUCUCUCCUACAAACUUCAGACACUUGCUAUGAUGGUGAACUGUGUACUCUCAAAUAAGGUCCCACCACAGCCCUAUGACAUUGCACCUGCACAUCCUGCAGCCAUGCCUAGUGCAAAUUCUGAAACGGAAGAUAUACCAUUUGUUGAAGAACCAUCUAUCGAUUUCUUUUGUCCGGUAAUGUUGGAUCUGCUGCGCCAACCUCACCUCGCAUCAUGUUGUGGUCACCACCUGUCUGCUGUCGCCGUUACCAAAUGGAAGAUAAUAGAAUGUCAGCCUUGCCCAGUGUGCAAGUCAUCUACUUGGGACACAAUGUUUGACAAAUAUUUUGAACGUAAAGUUAGAGAACUACCUGUGUUCUGCCAUCACAAGAAUAGAGGAUGUGUGUGGCAGGGGGAGUUGUCUGCCCUUGACAACCAUGCUGAGUCUUGUCCCAAGAAACACGUACCACUACCUGCACAUAUUGAUAAACCCCUAAGAGAUCCGGUCAAGAGUGAAGAGCAACAGCAUUCCGAAGAACCACAGCAAUUUGAAGGUAAUACCAGCAACAUACAACCUGCCCUGCUAAAGGCUCCUGACCAGCCAAUGAUUUUCUCUGUUCCAAUAAUAAAUAUCAUUCCGAGAAUUGGAAGCAGCCUGGUCCGCAAGUGCCUUGGAGUACUGGUUGUGACAAUGUUGCUACUGCCCCUGUGCCUGGACCCACUUACUCUUCCACCUUUACGGAAGAACUUCUCAAACGAAACUCAAGACCAGCUACUACGACCACACACCAAACUACUCAAUAUAUAUGACGAAAACAAUAUUAACGUUGUGGGAGUACCAAUCCUCUCAGAACAGUUAUUUCUUUACACUGGGAGGGAAAUGGAUUUCAUCUGGGAAGAAGCUGGCAUUAGCCUUCAUUUCCCUACUGUUCAUGAUAUGGAGACUAUAAAGAUUUCAGUGGCAGUUGUGCCAAGGAUUGAUGAAAACAGCAUCUUACCACCGCGAUAUCGAUAUAUGCCUGCUGUCAGUGCAACAUACAAAAUCAAGGCGAGUGCUACCCUACCAGCUCCAGUCAGAAUAAAGAUAGAACACUGUGCCAUCUUGGAGAACGAAGAUGAACUCAUUUCAAUGGUCGCACAUAAAGGACCUCCUCACUACUUUCAACCACUGCCUGCCAAAAGUUUUUCAUUGCAACCAUCAUAUGCUGAAAUGCAUGUGAAAAGUUUCAGCCUAUUCCGUUUCUUUUGGAAUUUACUAGGAUUUUUUCCAACGCGCCUUUCAAUUCAAGUGUUUUACCAUAAGGACAGCACUGCAACAUUUGUGGUGACAAAAAAUCUGAAAGCCCAAAUUACAGCUGUCAGAGAGACAAUAGCAUACAUUCAUGUUGAGGACGUGCCUAUGUCAUAUGACACUAAACCUGAUGCAAUUGCCUUUUCUCUACCAGUGGAUUCAAAUGGUUGGCACAUAUCAUCAAACGUUGAACCGGCAGAAAUCAAAACUCUGGAUAUCGAUGCAUAUGAACCAGGAGAAAUUUGCCCAAAACUAAAAGUGCGUAUUAAGUGGAAAGGCAGUGGAGAUCCAAAAGAAGAGAUAAUCAAAGUACCAAUUCAUGGAGGUUCUAUCACAUCCUUUGCUCUACUGUGUAGUCCCAAAAGCCAUAUUCACCGUGACCAGAGCCAAACACAGCAAGUUUCCUUGCAAGAUGAUGUGCCACAUAAUUCGCUCAACUGGACACUACAGUGCGAAGGACCGCUGUUAAACAGGAUAAAUGCUAAACUGAAGGAUGUGGACUGGAAAAGUUUACAAUAUGAACUGAAACUAGAUCAGGAAACGUCCAUCCACACUACCUGCCAGAAUGAACCUGAUCCGGUAAAAUGCCGAUUGGGACAAGUAGUGAAGAUAUUUAUCAACACUCAAGACCCUGAGCCUUGUUAUGAAACAGUGGAUAAGAUUGCUUCUGCUCUUAAGAAGCUCGAUCCUCCUCAGAUCAGGGUAGCGAAUGAGCUAAGAGAAAUGUGCACAUCUACAGGACACCCUCAACAUCUAGAAGAUCAAAGACUGCCAUAGCACUAGGUUUUCAUGUUCAAAGGACACCAGGUACAUAAAACUUUAUUUACCAUCCACUAUAAUUAUUAUUAUAAUUAUUUAUUUUAGUGAUUAUUUCCUUUUUGCAACGGCCAGUAAGUAAUGACGGCCCAACACGGUUGCAUUGCACUUGUCAGCUAGAUAAACAUUCUUCUUCGUAAAGGGUCUGGGGAGCUGCAUGCAAGCUGAAGAAUUUCGGUGUUUAAGUUAGCGUGAAUGUUGGACGAAGCGAGC